AUGGCGGCCAAACUCGAUUCAUCGCCCAAGAUGGCCUCAUAUCUAUCUCGGUUCAGCCCUGUACCAACAUUUCCCGAAUACACUGGUCCCUACAAGGUCGGCACAAUGGACGUCGAAAUCGCCGUCUCUGAAUUGACUUCCCCAGCUCCCACUCCCGAGGAAGCUGCCGAUAUUCCAACAGUCCAGUUCCGAAUCUUUUAUCCCGCCACAGACGACUCCAAUGGAAAGCCCAUCCCGUGGCUGCCGACCCCCCAGAGGCCACAUGUUUCAGGCUACACUGAGUUUAUUGGCAUUUCCAAGACGCUCGCUGGCUUUCUCUCACAUCUGUACUACUCCUCAAUCCCCGUUCACAAGAAUGCAACGGUCCGACAGCCCGAGACGGAGAAUAAGCGAUGGCCAACCAUGAUAUUCUCCCACGGCCUGGGUGGCACCCGAAACUCGUACUCAUAUAUUGCUGGCUCGCUUGCCUCCCACGGUGUUGUCGUCUUUUGCCCCGAGCAUCGUGAUGGCAGCGCCGUGGCUUCGUUCAUUCGAGUUCCCGGCGAAAGACCUCAGGACCGAUACUUUGUGCCUACUCGCCGAUCUAUUUCUUACCGCAGAAUCCCCCAUGAGGUGACAGAUGAGGUCUAUGAGGCCCGAGAAGGUCAAUUGCGUAUCCGACUCUGGGAGACGGCAUUGAUUCAUGACGCCAUUCUAAACAUCGAUUCCGGCGCAAGAUUCAUUAAUCUGAACACCUCCACACCAACUUUGCACCAGUUCAUGGGACGACUCAAUGUAAACGAGCCCGGCAGUAUCAUUUUUGCUGGCCACAGCUUCGGUGCAGCUACAAUGUACCAGCUGCUGAAGAGCACAUACUACGCUGACCGACCUGAGUUGGCCGAGAUGGGGAAGCCACUGUUCCAGCCUGAUGAGGGCAGUGCAAUUCGCACGCAGGUGACGGAGAAAACUGUCACAAUGCUCCUCGACAUGUGGUGCAUGCCACUUCUGGGCCCCAAUUGCGCACCUCUGUUUUCACUGCCUCUGCCUCUUUAUGACGAUGUCCCCUCGGCUGCUGGCGGCAACGCUCUACUCGCCGUCGAAUCUGAGGCAUUCUUUAAGUGGAAGGAACAUUUAAACAUCAAGGCACGGCUGCUCUCUCCCAAUCCGAGUGCAAAGGAGGUAGUACCUACGGUCUUCGAGCGGCCUAGCGGUAUCAAAUUGACGGAGCCCAACUUCUUCUACGUUAAUAACUCUGCUCAUUUAAACCAAUCUGAUUUUGGUGUUCUAUUCCCUUGGCUAACCAAGAAGAUCUUCUCUGCCGAACAGCCCGAGAGGGCCCUUCGUCUCAACCUGCGUGCCCAGCUUCAACUCUUCCGAGCCAAUGAAAUUCCAAUUGCACGCACAUGCUUCGAUGACUUGAUCGAUGGCUCCCACAUCGACAAGCUGGAUGCAAAGAAGAAGGACGGCGAUGCCGUGGAGACCGAAGACGGACUGCACAAUGACAAGGCCAUCUUUGAUCGCAGUGCUAACGAUACCGUGGAAUGCUGGAACUGGAUCGACAUUAUCGGCCUUGGUGACAUGAAGAACGAGGAAGAGACCGGCAAGACCGUCACCCAACAAGUCGAAGAAGCGGAGGAAGAAAUGAAGGGCCAGCUCGAGCCAUACGAGCAAGCAUCUACACCUACGACCACGCAAACGCUGAGCGCUGCUGUUGCGGCUUAG
Messenger RNA from Clonostachys solani, 1701 nucleotides. NCBI's taxonomy places the organism in Eukaryota, Fungi, Ascomycota, Sordariomycetes, Hypocreales, Bionectriaceae. The record is from the annotation of a GenBank genome assembly.